UCAGAACCAGCUGACAGAGGGGACUGCGCUUAGGGCUGAGCUCUCGGGUUUUAAGUGGUAUAAUCAAUGGAAAUCCGCCUAUUUCUGCCCUACAAGUUGAACCUUUAACAUAUUUCUGCAGAAUUCUGCAUUCAGGGACUCUGUGAGACGCUUGUACCAUCUAGUGUAGACGUGCUUACUGAGUGGACCCCAUACCUCACUUCAUACAGUGCAAGGGAGACCAUGUCCUCUAUAAAAGUUGAGUGCGUUGUGAAGGAGCCUAGUGAGGUUGCAGAGGGUCCUGUCUGGGAGGAGAAAGAUGCCACUCUCUUGUAUGUGGAUGUCACUGGCAAGAGGAUCAGCAGGUGGAGCUCUUUGACCAAUCAAAUAGAGAGUAUGUCUACAGAGGCGUUUGUUGGCUGUGUGGUCCCACGGAGGUCAGGAGGUUACGUGACUGCAGGGGAAAAGCAGUUCGCUGCGGUGGACUGGCAGAAGCGCUCUAUCACCACCAUCGUUCACCUGGACACGGACAAGAGCAAAGCUCGCUUUAACGAUGGGAAGGUGGACCCCGCUGGCAGGUUCUUCGCAGGCACCAUGGGUCUGCCGGUUGGUCCGGCUGAGUUUGAGAAGAAGCAGGGCUCUCUGUAUAGCCUUCAAGCUGACCACUCUGUCAUUAAACACUUUGAUCAGGUGGACCUCUCCAACGGGAUGGAUUGGUCUCUGGACCAUCGCUACUUCUACUACAUAGACAGUCUGAAGUACAUGCUGGAGGCCUUCGAUUAUGAUAUGCAGACUGGAGCCAUAUCUAACAGAAGAACUGUAUACCAGCUUGAGAAAGAGGAAUGCGUUCCUGAUGGCAUGUGCAUUGAUACAGAGGGCAAACUGUGGGUGGCCUGCUUCAAUGGAGGAAGAGUGCUGCGCAUUGACCCACAAACCGGUACCAGGCUGCAGACAGUGAAGCUGCCCGUUGCAAAAACAACCUCAUGCUGUUUUGGAGGGAAAGACUACACUGACCUGUACGUCACCUCUGCUUAUAUAGGCAUGGACGAGGAGGCGCGUGCCCAACAGCCCCAAGCUGGCUGCAUUUUUAGGGUCUCUGGUUUAGGAGUGAAGGGAAUUCCUCCAAAUUCAUUUGCUGGCUGAGUCAUGAGAAUUCUGUGCACUGAACUGUUACUCAGCCAAACAGAAUCACUGCACACAUCAAACUAAUGACGGCCUGAAUUUAAUGAGUGAUAUUCUGCUUCUUUAAGAUCAUGAAUAUAUGAUAUCAUUACAGUUCUGAUUGAAUCUCAAAAGGAAGUGUUGCCUAUAACUGUAGUGUCUAUUUGUUUAACUGAUGGACGAUGAAUCCACAAUCAAGAAAUGUUUCUGAGAUACAUGUGUGAAAGCACUUUAAACCCACUAGAAUAUUAAAACAAGCAUAAUCGAGGAACAGGGUGCUAUUAAUUGUAUGUUUAGGUGCUUCUAAUUGAAAGCAUUACUAAACUAAUGCUGAGUAAUAACUGUAAAGUGAUUUCUGUUGAUGGAGUUUAUUAAGUUUUUUUAAUCUUUCCAGUUUACAUUUAGUACAGUGGUUAAAAUGUAGACACAUGUUAAGUAUGAUGUUUUAAUGCAUGCUGCAAUAAUCUUUUUAACAAUUGAAAUAAAAAAUAAACAAAAUAAAAUGA
Colossoma macropomum (tambaqui) is the source of this 1646-nucleotide messenger RNA. Its product is annotated as regucalcin-like. The record is from RefSeq and is a predicted model, not a curated record. The transcript has 7 exons. Bases 223 to 1122 code for a protein of 299 amino acids. Gene Ontology annotation, biological process: L-ascorbic acid biosynthetic process. Gene Ontology annotation, molecular function: calcium ion binding; enzyme regulator activity; gluconolactonase activity. NCBI's taxonomy places the organism in Eukaryota, Metazoa, Chordata, Actinopteri, Characiformes, Serrasalmidae.